This is a messenger RNA of Pocillopora meandrina, 10722 nucleotides long. The record is from the annotation of a GenBank genome assembly. NCBI's taxonomy places the organism in Eukaryota, Metazoa, Cnidaria, Anthozoa, Scleractinia, Pocilloporidae.
AUUUGGAACAGCCAUUGUCUGGUGACCCAUAGUUAUUUGUAUUCCUGAACUAGGGUUCAACAAAACAGUUUUAUUCCCUUUUAAAUUCACGAGUUGGCUCACCGAAGCCCUUUGAUCAUCAGUGUUAUUCAGUCAGAGGAAUAGACUGAGAAGAGGAAACAAAUAAAGAUCGUGUUUCAGCUGUGACAAAAUAGGUUUAUAGGGAUGCAUCAAGAAAGGUCAGUGUUAGGCUGCUUGCUUUUGUUGCAUGGUAUUUUAUUUGUUUUCGGUCGCGCAAUGCGUCCUGGCUGUCAAGUCGUAAGUGCAGUACACCGAAAAAAUCCCUAAAACUCCACAAACUCGAGUUCUUUCUGUGUGCCCUGAUGAAACAUUUCCAAAAUAUCGAAAGAAACUUGACUUUUACAAGGAAAUGUACAGACAACGAAGAGCGGAAUGAAAUACCUGAAGAGUGUCUCGAAGUGUCACUGUCUGAUUCUAACGAGUAGCACAGCGACAGGGGCUUAUUCAUCUUAGACCUGAUUAAUUAUUAAUACAUUUCCCAGAAACUUUUGCGUGUCUUUUACCAAGUAUGUUGAAGUUGUUGAAAAUUCCGCCAUCAUGAGUAUGCUACCAGCGAAAGUCACUGUAUAAUUAAUUGAUAGCGAUAGCUACAUGUACACAGUCUUGAUCGGAGACUUUUAUAGCGGAGGUUUCAAGGUGAGAAUAGUUUGUGGUUGCUAUAUCGUUAAUUUUGUUCACAAACGCGAUCGUUUUUCUUAUCCUACGCCAGAUCAAAAGAUUUGUGGUAACACGCAUGAUCAGUCUCUUAACAGUUCUGAUAUCGAAACUAAACCCACUUCUUGAGUCGAAUUUGGCCGAAGCGGACAGAUGCAUUGCCAACUGAACAAAAUUUGUCCCGGGUAAAAAUUAGGCAAAAUCGACUAAUACUGAAACAAAACCGCGAUAAACCGUUGUCAAUCAUUUGUCGUAUAAGCCACGACUAGCGUGUAAUUCAACUGGAAUUUGGUUUCUAGAAAGGCAAAAAUUGUCUUUUGGUGCAAAACUCGGGGAUCGAUUGUAUAAUUUAAAGAAACAUUGGAAGUGGAAUCCUUCGGCAACUAUGCUGGCCGGUCUUAUGAACAGAUCGGGCGCUGACGGAAUUUGUUGGCUUUGAAAUUUUUAAUGCGGAUGCAAGAGACGUACCAAAAAUUUGUCUUGACGAAACUUUUCUUUGAUUUUGUCGGGUCAAUUCCAGUUUUGUCUGCUAGUACGGAAAGGCCUUAAGACCAAAGCUUUCAAAAAUGUCAAACCAUCAAAAUUCACAAUCUGCAAUAGUUUACAAACUUAAAUAGUUCGGCAGGUCGAAUUUAACACGUUUGCCUGAAUCUGAAAGUAAAAUGUUCAGUGAAAUCCGGCCGAAAUGUGGCUCAUAAAAACAAGCAAGGGUUUCAUGUAACGAUAACAAACUGCUCAAGGCGUGUGUUUUAUGAAUAAACGACAGCCGAAUUCAUGAGCACAUGAAGGUUGCUGAGGAUGACUGCGCCGUAAAACUAGCCUGCUGUGACUGAUGUGGCCUUCCACUCAACGUAUCGGAAAGGGUAUCAAAGCAAGCUCUUUGUUCACUCGAAGAGCGGUCGAUGUAAUUUCUGAGGCUUUCUUCCGUGCGAUGACCGGAGAUCGCGAUGAUGAGCUAGCCGCUCUGACACCGUCAUGAUUAGUAUGCAUUUUAACAGUUAUGCCAGUUUGGCUAUAUUUUUCAUAUCAUUCUUGUUUCGUUCUGCAUUUUUUUUGAACAUGAAAAUAUAUAUGCUAUACGAGUGUUAGCUGAGUUUGAUUUUUAUUACCGUACGUCAGCUUGCAAUAUAUCUGAGCUUGAAAACCUUCAAUAUUAGGACUGCCCAUUUCGUUUUGUCUCUGGAUUUUCGUCCCUGCUCACUUUAUAAUAACGUAAAUUACAGCGCUUAGCAUGUUUACAAACCCUUGUUUGGUUAUUCUGUUGUUACUUGCCGGCUUACUUGUUCCGAAAUGUUUCUUUCAAUUAAUGAAAAAAAAAAAAAUUAGAGAGAAGUCCCGGAAAAGGUCGAACAUAGUACAAUUUAACAAAUGGCUUGACAGCUUUAGCUCAGCUCUAUGUUUUAGUUCAGAUCUAUGCUUUGUACUCUGAUAGAGCACUCUCUUUCAACCCCUGGCAGCGAGCGUUAUCAAGCGAGUCGAUUGAUUGUUCGUUAGGUCUGGCGAUAGCUUAUAUUUACUCUGAUCAGUAACGUGCAAAUUUCGUGAUCACACGACACUAUGAGUCCAAUCCCAAGUGUUAUUUAUCUUCUUGCAUCGUACGCCAUUUCUUUAUUUUCGUUCGCACGGCCUCUAGUCACCAUUUAGAAAAAUAUUACACCUAAUGACCAACCGCUGUGUGCGGAGACUCAAAUCGAAUCGCCCCUCUGAGGAACUCAAAAUGUCUUAAACAAGGACUGAGGUGCAUAGUUUUAUCUUUUCGAAGCUGAUCCGCAAACUUUUUGACAACCAUGCUAUGUUAAAGCAGAGGUUUAAGUUCCUUUAUUCCCUCACCAAAACUACAUAUAUGUUAUGUAUGUGUGACACUUGUGUAGUUGUUAUAUAUUUCUAUGAUAAAUGUUGCAUUUAUGUGACAUUUGUGCGACAUGAUUGCACAUACAUGUGACAUAUACAGUAUAUGUUGGAUAUGUUAUUAUGUAAGGACUGUAUGUGACCAGUAUUUAGUUUUGGUAAGGGUUCACAGCCAGCUGGUUGCAAUUUCACAUUCUCUUCACAUAGUAUGUAUUUUCAGUUUUCUAUGUAUUGCAAGGUGUAUAUGCAUACGAUUUAGGGCCAACAUCUUCAAAAUUUUCUCUUCAGAAAUAAAUAAAUGCUACUUAUAUACAGAAAUGAAUUGAUGCCUGCAGUUGUAUUAAACUUUAAUUAAAUGGACAGUAUUAUAUUCUGGUGGCCAAUUAUUUUGUCCUGGCAAAAAGAUUGUAAAUUCAGUUAUAUGUUAAUACUUUGCCUAGGGUCAUUUCUUAGUAUUGCACAUUUUCAAUGUGUAUAAUUUCACAUGUAACUAUGGUGUAUGCUUCAUAAGAAUGGUGCCUUUCUUCUCCAUGGGAGCUCACCAGAAAAGUAAAUUGUCAUUUUCUUACGAAUGAGUUUGGGAACCUACAGUGUGCCAUUUUCUCCUUCUUGAAAUUGGGAAAUCAUUUUCUCUCUGUCAAACAACUAUAAACCAAUUCUUAGUGUAGGAGAAGGAAAGAAUUUGACAAAUGCCAUUUUAGCAAAUUCUCACAAAUAUAACUGUCAUGAUAUGAACUGGAAUGAUAUGGAUAUCUAGAAGGUAUUGUUGCUCAUAAAAGACCAUGGGACCUCCCUUUUUCGCUUCAAAUUGUACUUUCCCUUAAGAUCAGUAACCUUGAGAGAAAAUUUUAGUAGGGACCGCGGGAUUAAAGAACCCUUUCGGGAAGCCUCUGUAGAGGUAUCAGACUUUGAAAGUACACCAAGCAAGGAGAAAAUCUGUAGAUUAAAGAAAACCUUAGGAAAUAUCAUAUUAAAACUUUGAUCCCCAAAGAAAAUACCUUCACGAUGUUAUACAUACAAGUUGCUUACACUUCACCGGGGUAGACUAUUAUCCUGCACUGAUCAUGAUAUGAUGUGACAUGUUUACAAGUAAAUCAUUAUCGACAGUAAGGGUCGGUAGCAUUUUGCAUGGAUUCUGCACAGCCUGUACCAUAUUAGAUGUCAGUUAGCAUAUCAUAGAAACGACUAUAAAAAUUAUUUCUAUGAAAUACAUACCUCAAUAUCAAACGUUUCUUGGUAACAGAUUUUCUGUAAAAAAAAAAAAAUUAGUAAGGCUGCAAAUAUUAUUUUUCGCUUUAAAAGGCCAUAUGCCAAACUGCAUCACCAUUUUGAUGAUGUUUGUUCUAACAAAACAAAAAUGUGGUUUAUUGUGACAGGUCAAGUCUCCCUUUGCUAUUUUUCGCCCUAUCAUUAGACAUUUCUCAUUGAAAUAUCAAUAAUUUUGCAUAAAGGGAAGGAAAGUGAAGAAAUAAAAAACAAUUGAGAAGAUAUGCAUCAUUGAGAUUUGUCGCAGAAGAGCACAUUUAGAACAGCUAUUGUCUGGUGACCCAUAGUUAUUUAUAUUCCUGAACGAGGGUUUAACAUAAAACAGUUUUCUUCACGAGUUGGCUCACCAAAGCCCUUUCAUCAUCAAUGUUAUUCAGUCAGAGGAAUAAACUGAGUGGAGGAAACAAAUAAAGUAUGCGUGUUUCAGCCGUGACAAAAUAGGUUAAUAGGGAUGCAUCAAGAAAGGCCAGUGUUAGGCUGUAUACCUUUGUUGCAUCGUAUUUCAUUUUUCGGUCGCGCAGUGUGUCCUGGCUGUCAAGUCACUAGUCAGUAGUACACACGAAAGAAACUUUACUUUUACAAGGAAACGUACAGACAAUGAAGUGCGAAAUGAAAUAGGAGUGUUACUGUCUGAUUCCAACGAUUGGCUUAGCGACAAGUGCUCAUUAAACUGAAACCUGAUUAAUUAUUUCCGGUAAUACAAUUCCCAGAAACAUUUGCAUGUCUUUUAUCAAGUAUGUUGAAGUUGUUGAAAAUUCGGCCAUUAUGAAAAUGCUACCAGCGAAAGUCACUGUAUAAUCAACUGAUAGCGAUAGCACAAUGUACACAGUCUUGAUCGGAGACGUUUAAAGGGAAGGUUUUAAGGUAAGUAUAGUUUGUUGUUGCUAUAGCUUAAAUUUUGUUCACAAACGCAAUCGUUCUUCUCAGACUACACUAGAUCAAAAGAUUUGUAGUAACACGCAUGAUCAGUCCCUUGACAGUACUGAUACUGAAAUUGAUUGAUACCUUUGUAAAGCGCGCAGGAAGAGGCUAGAGUACGAAAUAAGUGUGGGAAGAAACACGAUCGUGUUUCUUCCCACACUUCUUGAGUCGAAUUUGGCCGAAGCGAACAAAUAUUCAGACGCACCGCCAACAAAAUUUGUCCUGGGUAAAAAUUAUGCAAAAUCGACCUAAUAAACAAAACCGCAAUAAACUUGUCAAUUUUUGUUGUAUAAGCUACGACAAACGUGUAAUGGAACUGUAAUCAGUUUGCUAAAUCCUGGAAAUUGGAAGUGGAAUCCUUCGGCAACUGUGCUGGCCGGUCUUAUGAACAGAUCAGGCGCUGACGGAAUUUGUCGGCUUUUUUUUAAAUGCGGUUGCAACAGACGAAACAUAUGUCGUGACAAAGUUUGUCCUUUGAUUUUGUUACAAAAAUUCUAGUUUUGUCCGCUAGUAAGGAAAGGCCCUACGACUAAAGCUGUCAUAAAUGUCAAACCAUCAAAGUUCACAAUAAUCUGCAAUAGUUUACAAACUGAAAUAGUAUGGCAGGUCGAAUUUAACUGUGUUUGAAUUUUGUUACCGUUUGUAAGCUUGCUAUUAAAAACCGCUGAGCGAGAAAACCUUAAAAACUCGGACUGUCCAUUUCAUUUUCAUUUUCUUUUGAAAGACCCAACAUUUCGACACUUCUGUCUAGUGCCUUUUUGAGGAGUGAUCUAAACUUAUGUAUUUGUCAUAUAUAAAUAUAUGUGAUAGAUAUUGUAUUUAUGUGACAUAUAUGUAAAGAUUGUGACAUGAUUGCAGAUACAUGUGACAUAUAUGUGACAUGUGACAUACGGUAUACGUUGGAUAUGUAAUUUUAUUGUUUUUUUAGAGGGCACGGUAACGAAUCCUGCAAUCUGAUUGGUUCUUUACCCGGUCAGUAUUUUCCUAUCUCUGCCCACGGGCCACGGUAACGCUUUCGUGAGUCGCCGUGUACAUCUCAACUUUCGUUGCCAUUUUUCAUAAAUAUACCUCGUUUUGCCCGCUGGGCAGUAUUUUUAAGCAAACACAUCGGUCACUACCUCAAGCCGACUUGAGAAUCUUCUCUUUCUCUCUCUCAAAUCAAUUUAGUUGACAAAAAAUAUUGGUUUCAGAAUGAAUUUGUAUAGGCAAUGGUGUCAUUACGUCGGUUGACAAGCGGCCUAAAAACCGUCUGCAAUUGAUUUUAAUCAUUCACAAAAAGUACUUAGAAAGUUAAAACGUGAGGUAUUUGGUUACAGGUAAACUGAACAAUGGAACUUUCAUUCAUUUAAUGUCUGAAUUUUCUCAAACAAUUUGUUCGUAGUAAAAGAGCGAGCGAAGUUUUAAUUUCAGUUCGACAAUAAAUAUACGCUCUCGGUGAGUCUUUCAAAGUCCGUUCAAUUUGGACAUUUGGACCAUAAAUUGCACAACAGAAACUGAAGGAAUUUAUUGAGAAAAGGCCGCAUUAAAUCCCCUUGUGUCUCGUUGGAGUGUGCCGUUCGAAUUCAGUUUUUGUGGAGGAAAGACCAGAUUUACACACGCCGUUGCAGCAAACAAACGAGCAAACUCUCACAACUUCAAAAUAAAAAAUUUGAAUUUACUCACAAUUACUUUCCUCGCCGUUUACUUAAUGAACAGAGGUAAAUCUUCGUACAUGAAUGAAUCGUCGAUGAGAGUGAAUAAUACUUUCAGUUAUAUCAUUGAUUGUUUUUGAAGAAAACAUUGUCGUGACAGUCCUUGCCAAACUAGUUCCGUUGUUUUUCAAAUCUUCUUGCGCUUUUUUUUUCUUACGCGCUCUCUAAUUGACAGGUGUCAGAUUGUGACAGAUAGUUUUAAAAAUAAUGUUUCCAACUUUGUUUGGAAGCCUUUUAAAUCACCUUCAUCGUUACGGAAAUGAAAAUGUUUCGCUGAGGCAUCUCUCUUAAAUUUGCAUCACUUCUAUUUUAACUACCAUUUACUCACUCAAAAAUUGUUCAGUUUAUGGAAGAUCUUGCCGUAUUUACGGCCAUAAAUCAUUCGGGUUCUUUCGGAAAGAAUUUCGUCAAGUUUAAAAACAAUAAAUAUGUUAUUUACCGGCUAAGGGUCGGUCCGUAUGGUGAAAAACUGUGACCUCGGUCUUGAAAAUGCUGCCCUCGGCCUACGGCCUCGGGCAGUAUUUUCAAGACCUCGGUCACAGUUUUUCACCAUACGGACCUCCCAGCCGGCAAAUAACAUAUAUAUCUAAGGAAUAUAUGCAACAUAUAUGUAGUAUUGAUAAGGGUUGACAGCCAGCUGGUUACAACUGGACGUUCUGUUCACAUAAUGUGUAUUUUCAGUUUUCUAUGUAUUGCAAGGUGCAUACGCAUAUGUUUUAGGGCCAAUAUCUUAAAAAUUCUCUUUCCAGAAUUAAUUACAGCAACGAAUUAAUGCCUACAGUUGUAUUAAACCUUGAUAAAAUGGGCGGUAUGAUAUUCUGGAGGCUAAUUAUCGUGUCCAGGCAAAAAGAUUGUAAAUUUAAUUACAUGUUAAUACUUUGCUCAGGGACAUUCCUUAGUGUUGCAUUGCACAUCCUCACUGUGUAUAAUUUCAAAUGUAACUAUGGUGCAUGCUUCCAAAAAUGGUGCCUUUUUUUCUCCAUCGGAGCUCACCAGAGAGGUAAAUUGUCAUUUUCUCGCAAAUGAGCUUGGAUACCUAACAUUUUUCUCUUUCUUGGAACUGGGAAAUUAUUUUCUUUCUGUCAAACAACUAUAAACCUAUUCUUGGUGUAGAGAAAGGUAAAAAUGUCAGAAAUGCCAAUUUAACAAAUACUCACAAAUGUAAUUGUCAUGAUAUCAUAGGAAUGAUAUGGAUAUCUAGAAGGUACUGCAGCUCAUAAAAGAGCAUGGGACCUCCCUUUUUUCAUUUCAAAUUUUACUUUCACUUAAGAUCUACAGCCAACAUGUACAGUUUGACAACAAUCUAAGUGUAUGUUUUACAGAAGGGCUUUGAGUCUUCAAUGUAUUUUAUCAAUUGCUCUGUAUUUUUUUCUUUUACAGAAGCUGAUUGGCAUUGUUAUAAGUUAGAAUGGCAGCAAGCACUUUCAGAGACAUUCGAGGUAAUCCACUAAAUAUCAAUAUUAAUCUUCCAAAGAUAAGUGAGUGUUGCGCGUUAUUUAAAAAUAGGAGCCAAGUUCCUAGUGAAGAAGAUUUAGAGUGGCUUUUGCACCGACUCGAAAAAUGGAAGACAUUCGGGCGUCUUCUCAAAAUUGAGGAAGCAAGAUUAACGGCGUUUGACGAUAAAAAUGUGGAAUACUCUGAAAAAAUUUACAAAAUGUUACUACAUUGGAGAGAGAGAUUGGAGAGAGAGGAAUGGCUCAGCUGCAACAUACACGGUCCUACAUGAUGCACUGUGUCACCCAUUGGUUAAUCGCACAGAUUUAGCUGAGCAACCUGGGGCAUAUUCGAAGUUACCUCAAUUUAUCACUAGUAAUAUAUCACUAAUCUAGCAAUUCAAUAAUCUUGCACCCUCAACCUCAUCUUCCCGCCCCCUGCCUUUAUAAACUAAGAAUGCGUGGAUCCAGCAGAAUGGCAUGAAUAGAUGCAAUACCUACUUCUCGCUAUCCCCUCAUCUUGAUGCUUUUCUCUGAUGUUUUUAUGUUUUUAGUCAAGCAAGGAGUUCCCAGUGACGAAGAAUUAGAGUGGCUUUCGCACCAACUCGAAAAUUGGGAGGAACUCGGGCGUCGUCUCAAAAUUGAGCAGGCAACAUUAACGGCGUUUGACGAUGACUAUGGGAGAAAGCGUAAAAAAAUCUACAAAAUGUUACAACAUUGGAAACAGAAGGAUGGCUCAGAUGCAACAUACAUGGUCCUACAUGAUGCACUGUGUCAUCAGUUUGUUAAUCGCGCAGAUUUAGCUGAGAAACUUUGCCGUCAAUAGCAUUUAUUGACUCACACAUAGCUUUUAUCUCUAUUUUUACUGAUUAUUCCACUGUCAAAUGAACAAGUAUCCCUAGUAUGGUUACACUAUUACCAUGUGAAUUACUAAAUCAGCUAUCUUCCUUUUCCUCACGGGAUCGUUUUUCUGUCUCUUACACACAUGCAUCUUUCUAUUCUUUUAAUGAAAAACGUCAAGUGUUAAAGAAUAUUGCUAAUUAUGACCCAUCCAUAACUUUUCGUGCAAAUCUAUUGACUACUUGACGUCACGCGGUACAAAAUCACCGGAUAAAACCACCAUCUAAGUCGAUAUUUGUAAUCCGAUCAUUUCCGUCUAAAAGAAACCAAAACAGCGGAAAAAAAGCCAGCUCUAGAGUUUCACUUUUUUAUCUUUCUUAUUGUACAUGUGAGAAAAACGAAGUUAUUUUGAAGAGUUCACUUGUAGUGAUAUUAAAAAGCUGAUCACAAAUGCUGGUCCGGAAAACUGAAAAAAAUCAACAAAAUUUUUGUCAAGGGUCAAUACGGAAAUUAAUAGAAGGGUUAUGAAUUGAAUAAACCCACUUUUGGCAUGUUAGUAUUUCGAGGGAUAAUUUCCUUGGCUGACAUAUUGUCUUGUAAAUUUUACAAUUUGUCCUCGAAGCUCCGCUUAUCGGCCAAAAAUUCAAUUUCAGGCAAUAGCUCAGUCGCAGACAUGAACAGCCGACAUACUAGCCGUCUAAAGACGUUUACUAAACAUUCGGUGAGUUGCUCACCGAAGGCAUACGGCAUGUUACGCACUUGCAUUACCACUGAUAUCUAUGCGUAAUGCACAGGCAUUCUUCCUUCAAUUGUUAGUUUUGACGCAGCUCUGAAUUUGGAAUUUCAGGCGCUUUUUUCAAAGAAGUUUGAUGAAACCAAAAUUCAGCGUGAUGAGAAUCUCACGCCGAGAACACGAAUAUAUGCCAUGUUUUGUAGUUGGUAAUGAGAUUUUACAAUAGCUGUGAGUUUUUGUUGGUUCCUGUUAGUGCAUUAGCUAAUAUACCGAUUAAGAAAUUGAGAGGAAUGUCGAGCUGAGUCAUUUUUUCUCAAAAAAUUGUAAACUCACGAGGAAAAGACUCCGUUAAUAGCUAGGCAAAGAAAAAACGUGGUUCCCUUACACUCGAUUAGGCUUGGACAAAAGGCAAAGUUCUUGAAACAGUCAGCUUGCCUGAUAAUGAUAUACAUUUGAUAUUGGAAGUUCAUGAUUGAUUAAUUGCCUACGAUAAUUUACGGUGUAGAAUAUUUGUCAACGAAACGUUUUCGUAAUAAUAAGUGAAAGGUUUGACAUAACUAACGGCCUAUAGAAUGAUUCUAUGGCAAGGAAAAAUUGUUUGGUAAAAACAAACGGUAGAGGUUUAUGGUUUCAUCAGGGCUUCCUUACUGCUUUUAGCUGGCAUAGAAGAAAACAAAAUGUCGAUUUACCAUUAUUUCUUUUGUGUGUGUGUCUUUUGUUCUUUAGAAAAGUCUUUGAGCAUCCUUGCUUCUGGAUUGAGUAGUUUGGUUGGAGCCCAAUGGUUGGCAAUUGUACUGAUUUUCCGGAAUAGUUUUCUUGGGUAAAAUUUCUUUCUACCAAGCUUUGAGCAGUAAAAUCUUUAUAAAGCGAACUGCUGGAUAGAGAGUUAUUGUCUAUUCAUAACAAAAAACUUGUAUAGAGAUUUUGUACUUCGAGUUUUAUUUUUUGGCAUAAAAUUUUGCCCGACAGCUAAAUAACAAAAGUUUUCUCAGAGCUUUGCUAAGCUUCGCAAUAUCUUUGAUGGUUUGAAGUAUUGAAUAUCACUUUUUUCAAUCGAAUGUUGCAGACCUGACGCAUUUAUGAAGCUAUACAGGAAACCAAUUCUCUGUCAUGAGGCCACGGUUCUAUAAUGAUAUUGUCAAGGUGAUAAAAAAAGUGAAAAUCUAGUAAAAAUAAUUAGUGUCAAUAAAUCCACAGUAUUUUCUCAUUGAAAACUGAAAUACUCUCAAAGAUGGAAUUUACACGUUGACACAUGGCUGUUAGCGUUGUAUGCGGG